AUGGAUGCUUUGAGAAAAAAAAUUCAAGACCUUCAAGAGGAUGUUUUUUCCAAAAGGUACUGACUGAUCAAUCAUUGGUUGUUUCUAUUUUUCUCGACUGUUCACAGUCCCCUAUUUUUCCGCAAGAUAUAUAUCGCCAAUUGCAAGAUCCAGCGCUUUGCGUUUCGUGCUGCCAUUGGUGACACUCGGUACACAUGAAACCAAGUUGGCUGCACGUACAGGUAACUCUCGGUCCUGACGGUCUUACACGAAAAAGCAGGGGACUGUGAACAGUCCGAAUCUACAGUACUAGAUUCCAGCCAUGUUCGAACCAGUUGCAAAUAAGUGGGAAGUUACUUCCUUGGGCAUCAAUAUAGAAACUAUAUCUUAAAAUCAGAUAUUAACAUUACAACGCGGGUUGCUGGUAAAGGGAAUAACGUUGCUGUCAACAUUGGUAUAAUAAUGAUGAUGAUAACCAACAAUCAACAAUUACUUUACUGACAGGAUGAUGGUUGAGGAACUCACCCGACAAAAGGACGAGGCUGAAGAAAGACGCGUUCUGCUUAAAAACGUACGAAUGGAACUGAUGACCAAAGUGGAACAGAUUGAGCUAAAGUUACAGAGAAAACUACAACACCGUCAAAUGGUGUUGACUGAGUUAAUGUGAGUAUCUUAAAGAAUCCCGUUAAGUACAGUACAUGAAGUUCAUUGUCUCACUCAUGGCGUUACGCGAUUUCCUGACUCUUGAAAGUUUCUUUACACUGUUUCAUGAGAUUUGUUAAACUGAGUCAAGUCUUUAAUUAGACGACCUACAGUGUUCUAUCAAGAACCAGGGGCACCCAACGAGAAUAUAGUUCAAACCCACUUAAACAUAGCAUUGUUAAACGUAUUUUAGUAUUUUAACGGUAGAUUUAGGCAUAUUUUUAUCCCCUAAAAAUUUUUCAUCUGUUCGGAUUUCCUAGCUGAAAGUCUCGAGAUCCGAAAAUCAUAGGGAUCAAAACUUACCUUUUCGAAACUUUCAGCCAGAAAAAAGGCUCCCGAAAAUUCUAGGUGAGCUUUUUAGGGUAAAAAUCUGUUAAAAAUGGGCAAUUACACCAAUUUUUAGAUGUUCGAAAACCCUAGGAGAGGUAGGCAAGCAAGAAAUUUUAUCGUCUUCCGAACAGAUAUUUUCCGAAAAUUGACGUUGGGUGCCCCUGAAGAACUAGGAAUAAACACGACGCACAGCCAAGCGUUUUGAUCAGGACUUGAUAAAACCGUAUUGAUAGCUAGCUAGAUAACUGCAAGUUUUAAUUGUCCGGCUUCAGAACUUUCCUUGAUCGUAGAUCUGUUCACGAGUCUUUGAUUAUUUUGGGGAGAACACAGGAGCGAAAAGCAAGGUCCUUAAGUAAAAAAAGAAACACCAACACGCUAUUAGUUUUCUCUUCUUUUGUUAGUUCUUUAACGCGAGUAAAGGUAUAAACGGAUAUUUAUGGUAAACCAAAAAUACUGUCCUUUCUUUAUUGUUUUUUUUUCACAGCAAACUCAGCCUUGGAAGAUUGGUGCAACAAAAGAAACUAGAAGCAGUACAAAGAAAAGCGACAUCCUUCAUGGAGGAACUGUCAAGAAAUGAAAAAAGAGCAAGAGCAUGGAGGGAAAAUCUGCGCCGUGUCGGUUCAGAGAGCAACAUACACACUGUCGUAUUACAGCCGCGACUGGUGUCUUAUGCUGUCUGA
Messenger RNA from Porites lobata, 1691 nucleotides. NCBI's taxonomy places the organism in Eukaryota, Metazoa, Cnidaria, Anthozoa, Scleractinia, Poritidae. The record is from the annotation of a GenBank genome assembly.